Haliotis rubra (blacklip abalone) is the source of this 914-nucleotide messenger RNA. RefSeq names its product cytochrome P450 2J1-like. The record is from RefSeq and is a predicted model, not a curated record. Gene Ontology annotation, molecular function: heme binding; oxidoreductase activity, acting on paired donors, with incorporation or reduction of molecular oxygen; iron ion binding. NCBI's taxonomy places the organism in Eukaryota, Metazoa, Mollusca, Gastropoda, Lepetellida, Haliotidae. The transcript is spliced from 4 exons. Bases 24 to 599 code for a protein of 191 amino acids.
CACAACGUGACUUCACAGACGCCAUGUUGAUUGCCCAGAAAGAGGCAGAGGAGGAAGAGGAUCCAGGAACUACUUGCACAGUUUACAAACACGCAUCUCGGCCAGACAGUAUUGGAUGUUUUCGGAGCGGGAUUGGACACGUCACGACAGACUCUGUAUUGACACUCCUGUACCUUGCAGCCUACCCGGAAGUACAAGCGAAACUCCAUGCGGAAGUUGACAGGGUGUUGGGUGAGCGGCGAGUGCCGAUGCUGUCCGAACGACACAAGCUGCCGUACACCGAAGCCGUGCUCUAUGAGAGUAUGCGGAAAGGGGCAGUGGCGCCUCUGGGUCUCCCCCACUCAACCACUUGUGAUACAACUGUCGCUGGCUACGAGAUUCCAAAAGGGACGAUCGUGCUGGCCAACAUCUUCGCUAUCCACCAUGAUCCAAGACACUGGAAGGAACCGGAAGUGUUUAAUCCCGAACGUUUCUUGACGAUUCCGGAAGGUUUGCACCGACGUCUGAAAGUUGGAUGCCUUUCUCUGUCGGCAAGAGGGCGUGUAUGGCGGAAGCGUUGGCCAAACCGGAACUGCAUGUUGUCUUGGCCUCGUUCAUGAGGUGUUUUGAGAUUCGACUGCCUGGCGGAGUGACUCCUGACCUUGAACCGGAAGGUGGAAGCAUCAACUUCGUGCCUAAGCCCUAUCAGGUUGUCGUCAAAAACAGAUUUGCAUGAGAUGGGAAGAUGUGACAAUCCAGGCGAUGUCCACGUGUACUUGGAGGACCAAUUAUUCACGAAAUUGACUGAAUUAUACCUCUAGUAUAUACUCUCAGCUAAACUGGUAGAAAGUAAUGCUAGACUCUAUUGUUGACUUAAACAUUUUUCUUAACAUCCUUAUCCGUCUGUAAAUACAUAAAAUGUAUGCUUUGCCAUA